Molecule: messenger RNA, 3378 nt
Organism: Lodderomyces orthopsilosis Co 90-125
Lineage: Eukaryota; Fungi; Ascomycota; Pichiomycetes; Serinales; Debaryomycetaceae
Gene: ZCF35
Product: Zcf35p
Exons: 1
Coding region: 1-3378 (1125 amino acids)
Biological process (GO): positive regulation of transcription by RNA polymerase II
Cellular component (GO): nucleus
Molecular function (GO): DNA-binding transcription factor activity, RNA polymerase II-specific; zinc ion binding
Source: RefSeq, a predicted model, not a curated record
AUGUCUGAAACCACAUCAAAUGCGGAAACGACAGUUACUAGUCCUUCUACUCCGGAACAUGGAUCAACUCGAUCUCACGAAGUCAAAACACCAGGGGGGCAUAUUGUUAAAAAGAGAAACAGACCUAGUUUAGUAUGCUUUCCUUGCAGAAAGAAGAAGAUCAAAUGUGAUAAAGAAAAACCAUGUCAGAUGUGUGUCAAGAACAAUAUUGCCGACCAUUGUGAAUACGAUCAGAGACUAUUGGCUAGGAAGGAGGGUAAAGGAAAGAAAAAUAGUAGUGAGGCAAGAACUACGAAAAGGCGCAGAUUGCCAUUGUCAAACACAUCUACCCAAGAGAUGACCGAAACAUCUUCAGUAGCUGCUUCUGGUGAAAAAGAGCUCAGGAGCAACGGCGUCAAUCUGCCUAAUUCGUCAAACGAUGUUUGCGUAAUUAUGAAGAAGUCUGACCUAGAGGAACUACAGUCGAAAUUAAAGCAUUAUGAAUCAAUGAUGACUCCACCGGUAAAUAAUCGAAAGAAAACAAAUACUACUUCCUCAAAGUCAAAGAAGGACAAAAAUAUUGUUUAUAAUAGAUCCAUCAACUCUUAUCAAGGUGUUAUAUUCACUACUCAUGAGGAGAAUCGACCAGGUUAUGUUCCUCUCGCAGACAUGCUGACGGACCAAUCUGAUGUUUAUGAUUUGGAGCAAUCCGUGACAAGUGAGAUCCGUCUCGAUCAAGUUUGCAAACGAGAACAGUAUUUGGCUGGAAUUAACCCUUAUUAUGAUUUAAAUGAUGUUAUUCCGCUAUACUCACAAGUUUACUCAAGCAAUGAUGGUUCGAAAACUAGAAGUUUGUAUCCAUUGUCAUGGUCGUACUCGGUCAGAAAUAGCGCAUCGUUAAAGGCGCUUAAGACUUUUGCCGCAAAACAAAAACAAAAGGAUGACCUUAAGAGUAUUAAUGUUGGUAUCAAUUAUGAUCCAAUAAAAAGAUUGAUGGAACCAGUGGAUGAAAGAUUGAAAAGCACUUUGAACUAUGAUGAAAGUUCCGUGUCUCGAUUUGAAGCUAAAACGAAGGACACGGAAGAUGACAAGUUGGUGAGAGGACGGUCAAAGAGCACUUCCAUGACUCCAGACCCGGUAAAUAUGUCAACUUUUGCGUUAGAGCUAAGUGUUUUGGGUGGAUCAAGAGACCAUGAGAUGACUUUAAUCGAACAAAUUAAAGCAAUCAUGCCAACAAAGAGAGUUAUAUGGUUGCACAUCAAUCGAUUUAUGUACCUACUAUAUCCAUUUUUUCCUUACGUGAUUGAAGAUGACUUUAGAAGCUCAAUUGAAAAGAUUGUGGGCAAAGAAUCAUACGAGGAAGCGAAGCCAGAUAUUAAAGUCGCACAUCGCGGUGACUUUGCUCAAAUUGGAAUUUUGUUUAUAAUGCUUAGACUAUCCUACUUGUCCUUAUUUCAUAAUCGAGGAUUCCACAAUGAAAAAAUUCUCGCCAAAACUAACCUCACUUCUGAUGAAGCGGAAAAGAAAUUUCUCUUGUUAAAUCAAAUCGAAAUUGGCAUUGCAGAAAUUUCCCAAGCUUGUUUUCGUCAUUUAGAGAGAUUGGGACGAGUUAGUAUUCCAAUGUUACAAUGUGGGGUAUUCUUGCGUAUAUAUAGAAUUUACGCCCCCGAAGAAGGUGAUGGGUUGGAAGGAGGUUAUGGUCAUAUCCAAAAUAGUGUUUUGGUUUCCAUGUCGUACAUGCUAGGUUUGAAUAGGGAGCCGGACAAAACUCCCGAUUUCAAGGACGACAAGAUGAAAAACUUGUACAGAAAGAUCUGGUACUUUGUUGUACUGUCAGAGUACCAUUCAGCAAUCUUGUUUGGAUCGCCAGUACUGGUUAGAAGAGAAAGUUAUGACACAAAGAGGCCAUUUUUUACAUGGCAGAACUCAAACCUGAGGAAUAGAGAAACUGACCAGACUUCUAUAUUUGCAUUCAUGUCCACCAUCAUUGGUGGACCAAUUCAACGUGUUAUUGCAUUAUACUCCAAUGUUCAAGGAAAUGUAAAGGUUAUGGAAUUAACAACACAUCUCAAUACAAUUGAAAUGGGUGUGAGAAAGCUAUUUGGUAAGUUGGAGGACUAUUUGUAUUCACUAGAGGAACUGGACUCUCGAUAUCAUACAAAUAAGAUUUCCAAAGCUGCCAGCUUAUUGAAAGUGUAUUCAUUUUUGAUGUUGAAUUAUUGUUUCUUGUUCAACUUCUAUGAAAAGGUCAACAACACGUUAAGUUAUUUCUAUUUAAAGAAGAUGUUGACAUUGGCAAUGGACGAAGUAUUAGUCUCUAGCUUUGCAUUGAUAACAAAGAGCCAGGAGAUAUUUGGGGAAGGUGCUGAUCUUUUUAUCAACCCCACCAUUAUUCAAGUAUUGACGAGAAUCAGUGACAUAUGUAUCAUUGGGAUUGUGCGUUCCAACUUUUCCCUUUAUAAAGCACGUGCUGAAAUGAAAAUGGGCAAGGAAUUGACCACUGAUUACAAGAAGUUCACCGCAUCACUCAACCAUUUCAUCACACUUAUGGAGAAAAGUUGUCGUAUUUGUUUGAUAGGAAUAUCGAUCUUAAGUAAAAGAUACUUUUUCGCUUGGGAAGUUGUGAGAACUCAAAAUUACUAUUUGAAGUUAGUGACGAGCUCGGCUUUUUAUAAAGAGAUAAACAUUGACGGUUUGGAUUUUGCGCAGCCAACAGCAGAGAGGAUGGCAGAGGUGGCUGAUCUUGUUGAAGCUAGCUUGGAAAAAUUGGAGAAAAAUGUGGAAAAGUAUUGUCAAGAAGUUGGCAUUGAAUCAUUGUUCAAAAAGACUGAUGCUGAAAGUCUUCAACAGCAAACGAAGGAUCAUCCAUUCAACGAAGGGUUCAAUCACACCUUAACGGAAAUAACCCCAAAGAAUCAAGAACACAUAACACUGAGUCUCAAUACACCUGCAAGCGUUGAUUCCACAGGGUUAUAUUUUUCCGGUUUUGAGGAUUUACGAUUUGACAAUAGCGAGCAGAUUGAUUCAAUCUGGUUACAAAUGUUAUCCCUGAAAUCAAGUAAUCAAAACACAGGAAUUUCACUGUAUAACAAUUUAUUUCAAGAACAACCAGAUAUAAUCACUAAUAUCGGCAUAGAGGAUUUUGGGCGUGCAAAUGCUUCAUAUGAAAAUAUUGCUAUACCUCAGACCCAGUAUGCUAAUCCAUAUUAUGCGAAUACACAAGCCCCACAACAAGUCUCGAAUCUACGGAAUCAGCUGGCAAGUACAAAUAUGCAAGGCCAACAAUAUGCCACCGAUGGUCAGGGCUCCACUGCACAACCGCCUGUACCCGGAACUAGUUUAUACAACUAUUCCGAGAUGUUUGAUGAUUUACCAUUAGAUAAACUCUUUAAUAGGUAG